Messenger RNA from Strongyloides ratti, 1362 nucleotides. Its product is annotated as Ubiquinone biosynthesis monooxygenase COQ6. NCBI's taxonomy places the organism in Eukaryota, Metazoa, Nematoda, Chromadorea, Rhabditida, Strongyloididae. Bases 1 to 1362 code for a protein of 453 amino acids. Gene Ontology annotation, biological process: ubiquinone biosynthetic process. Gene Ontology annotation, cellular component: mitochondrion. The record is from RefSeq and is a predicted model, not a curated record. The transcript has 2 exons. Gene Ontology annotation, molecular function: FAD binding; oxidoreductase activity, acting on paired donors, with incorporation or reduction of molecular oxygen, NAD(P)H as one donor, and incorporation of one atom of oxygen; 2-octaprenyl-6-methoxyphenol hydroxylase activity.
AUGGUUUUCAAUUCUCUGGUACAGACACGUCGUUUUUUAUCAAGUUCUAAGUUAUAUGAUGUUGUUGUUGUUGGUGGAGGAAUGGUUGGAAAUGCAAUGGCAGCGGCAUUAGGAUCAUCACCAGUCAUGAAAGAAUCAAACAUUCUACUUCUAGAAGCAGGAAAAACUCAAAAACUUUCUAAACCAUCAGAAGUAUUUAGCAAUCGAGUUUCAGCUGUAAGUCCUGCAUCAACUAAUCUUUUUAAAAAUUUAAAUAUAUGGGAUGAUAUUUUAAAGUAUCGUGUUGGUCCUGUACAAGAAAUGCGUGUAAUGGAUGAUUGUUCUCAAUCAAAUAUAUUUUUUGAACCAGAUUUAUCUUCUGAAGUUAUUGCACAUAUUAUUGAGAAUAAUGUUAUCAUAGGAUGUUUAUAUAAUAAAAUUUCUAAACUUAAUAAUGUUGAAGUAAAGGAAGAAAUUCGUGUUACUGAUAUUCAACUUCCUUUAACAAUUGGUGAUUUAGCUAAAAUUAAACUAAGUGAUGGAAGUUCAAUAUCAACAAAUCUUGUUAUUGGAGCUGAUGGAUUUAAUUCUUUAGUAAGAAAGGCAAUGGGAACAAAUUAUACAACAUGGAAUUAUGAUCAAAUGGGAAUUGUUUGUACACUUAAAAUAAAUACUGAUGGUUUCAAAAAUAAUACAGCUUGGCAACGUUUUACACCAUUAGGUCCUUUAGCUUUAUUACCUCUUAAUGAUAAUUUUAGUUCUCUUGUAUGGACGACAUCUACUGAAAAUGCUAAGAGACUAUUAAAUUUAAAUGAAGAAGAUUUUAUUAAAGAAUUAAAUUACCAUCUUCAAACUGAAUCAAAGCAAAAUUCUUGUGUUAAUCAAACUUUGUUUUUGUUUGAAAAAUUUAUAAAUAAUUUGCCAUUAGGUUCAGCUUCUGAGAAAGCAUCUCUUAAUACAAAUGUCAAAAUUCCUAGUGUAUUAUCUUUACAGACAGAUACACGUGCUGCAUUUCCUCUUGGAUUUGGUCAUGCUCAUAAUUAUAUAGCACCUCGAUCAGUAUUGAUUGGAGAUGCUGCUCAUAGAAUGCACCCUUUAGCUGGUCAAGGAGUUAAUUUAGGAUGGUCAGAUGUUAGAAUAUUAGUAGAUGUUAUUGAAAAAUUAAUGAAAGAAGGUGGUGACUUGGGAAGUGUAACAUAUUUAAAAGAAUAUGAAAGUAAAGCACAAAAACACAAUCUUCCUGUAAUGGUUGGAGUUGAUUGGUUAAAUAGAUUGUAUAGAACUGAUUUUACACCAGUCGUUAUGGCACGAUCAUUAGGAUUAUUUGGUGUUAAUAAGUUGACUCCAUUGAAAGAUUUUAUAAUUCAUCAAGCAUCACAUUAG